Molecule: messenger RNA, 1130 nt
Organism: Stegodyphus dumicola
Lineage: Eukaryota; Metazoa; Arthropoda; Arachnida; Araneae; Eresidae
Molecular function (GO): catalytic activity
Source: RefSeq, a predicted model, not a curated record
UUGAAAUUGCUGAUUUGAAUUAUCUUAAUGUUAGAAGUUUAAUCACAGUAUUGACUUGACUCGAAAAUGACUGCUCCGUUCAGGUAUAAACUUGGGUUAUCGGUAAACAAACUUCGAGGUGUAAUAUCCAUGAAUUCUUCUAUCAGAUCAUUUUCUGAAAAUAGCUCAUCAGAUCUUGUAAUUGUUACUAAGCAAAAAAGACUACACCUAAUUGGAAUUAACCGUCCAGAGAAAAGGAAUUGCAUUGAUGAUGAAACAGCCACACAGUUAAGACAAGCAUUUGAUAAUUUUGAAAAGGAUGAGGAUGCUUAUGCUGCUGUUUUAUUUGGAAAAGGUGGUAAUUUUUGUGCAGGCUAUGAUUUAAAGGAAGUUGCAAAAGGAAACUUUUAUGGUAUUUGCAGUGAACAUGGUCCUAUGGGUCCGACAAAGAAACUUCUAAAGAAACCAGUUGUUGCUGCUAUAAAUGGAUAUGCAGUGGCUGGAGGUUUUGAACUGGCAUUGUGGUGUGAUCUUCGUGUUGUUGAGGAUAAUGCUGUGAUGGGUUUCUUUAACAGGAGGUUUGGAGUUCCUAUUGUUAAUGGUUCAACAGCAAGGCUUCCACAUCUUAUAGGUCUGUCUCGUGCUCUUGAUUUGAUACUUACAGGACGGGCUAUAAAUGCUAAGGAAGCAUAUGAAAUGGGACUUGCCACAAAAGUUACAGCCUGUGGAACAGGAAUUGGUAAUGCAAUUAAUUUGGCAAAUAGUCUUUGUAAAUUUCCUCAAGAAUGUUUACGUGCAGAUAGAUAUUCAGCAUAUCAUGCAGCAUACAAUUCACCUUCAUUAGAAGAAGCCUUAAAAUUUGAAUUUAAAAACUCUGCUCCAGUGUUGGCCAAAGAAUCAGUAAAAGGAGCAGAAACGUUUAUGCAAGGUGUAGGAAGGCAUGGCAAAUUUCACUUAGAUGCUGCAAAAGAUGAAGAUGAAUGAUGCAGAUAUAGAUUUUUAGUAACUUUUGUGAUAGAACAAAUAAUUGUAAAUAUUUGUAAUCAUUGUGUCAUUUUAUUGCAGUUAUAAAAUUUUUUUGUUAAAAAUAAAAGAUAUUUUUGAAAUUAUAGGCGUAAAAUUGUGUACCUUAAUAAAUAAAAAGAAUUUGU